Molecule: messenger RNA, 843 nt
Organism: Closterium sp. NIES-67
Lineage: Eukaryota; Viridiplantae; Streptophyta; Zygnematophyceae; Desmidiales; Closteriaceae
Source: the annotation of a GenBank genome assembly
AUGGAUUGGUUGGGAAGGGACAAAUGUCAAAGUUGGGGUUCCUAUAGGGAGGGAAUCUUUGUGCUUAUGGGGUUUCCUUGGUUGGGGACUCUCUUGGGACCUUCCCUCUCAUCCCUCUCUUCCUAUCCCAACCUUUCUCUUGCUCCUUCUAAAUUCCUUAGGUAGAGGCCGAGGUGACUAUAAUGAGGGGCAUGGGAGCUCCAGUGGCAGGGGGAGUACCAGAAUGGAGGGCACCUGCUGGUACUGCAAGAAGGUUGGGCAUCCUUGGUUCAAGUGCUUCAGCAGGCUGGAGGGAUGGGCACCUCCAGGCAUGAAGCCGCCCAGUGGACCAGCCAAGACCCCACUUGCACUUGUGCAUAUGGAUGUGGUGGGGCCCACAAGAGCCCCUUCCCUCUCAGGCAGCCGCUAUUUCUUGACAAUUGUGGAUGACCACACUCGAGCAGUGUGGGUUUACCCUUUGAACAGCAAGGGGGAGGUGGCAGCGGCUGUCCUUAAGGAGUGGAUGCCGAGAGCUCAGAGGGAAUGCGGACACAAGGUGGAGGUUGCAGUGUCAGAGGAGGAGAUGUCUGGGGUGACUGAGGAAGGGGGAGCAGCUGAGGUGGAGCAGCAGCAGCAGCAUGAAUCUCCACCUCGAGUUCCACACCCGCCUGAGCGUCCUAGGAGGGAUGUGCGCCCUCCUGGACAAAUGUCAAAGUUGGGGUUCCUAUAGGGAGGGAAUCUUUGUGCUUAUGGGGUUUCCUUGGUUGGGGACUCUCUUGGGACCUUCCCUCUCAUCCCUCUCUUCCUAUCCCAACCUUUCUCUUGCUCCUUCUAAAUUCCUUGUGAGAUUCUUGAACUUUGAUU